Messenger RNA from Drosophila eugracilis, 1008 nucleotides. It is a transcript of the gene Su(var)205, whose product is annotated as heterochromatin protein 1. The record is from RefSeq and is a predicted model, not a curated record. The coding region runs from base 162 to 797 and encodes 211 amino acids. The transcript has 5 exons. Gene Ontology annotation, biological process: chromatin organization; negative regulation of transcription by RNA polymerase II. Lineage: Eukaryota; Metazoa; Arthropoda; Insecta; Diptera; Drosophilidae. Gene Ontology annotation, cellular component: pericentric heterochromatin; nucleus. Gene Ontology annotation, molecular function: chromatin binding.
GGCGCGUACUUUCGGCCGGCGUCACUUUAGAACGCGCAUUUUUUUGCAGACUUUUCAUUUUGUAAUAAAUUGUCUUAGCGUCAGUACACUAAGUGCUGAAAUUAAAUUAAGUUGUGCAAGUGGAGUUAUAUAUUUUCUCUUGAACUAACUAGUGUAUUUAAAUGGCAAAUAAAAUGGCCAAGAAAACCGACAAUCCUGAGAGCACCGGAAAGGGUUCAGAUGGUGAGGAGGAGGAGGAGUAUGCUGUCGAGAAGAUCAUCGACCGGCGGGUGCGCAAAGGAAAGGUUGAGUACUACCUCAAAUGGAAAGGCUACGCAGAAACUGAGAACACCUGGGAGCCGGAGAGCAAUCUCGACUGCCAGGAUCUCAUCCAGCAGUACGAGUUGAGUCGCAAGGACGAGGAAAAGGCGGCUUCUUCUAAAAAAGAUCGACCAAACAGUAGUGCCAAGGCCAAGGAAACAAACACAGGACGCGUCAGCACAUCAGCGACCACAACAAGCAAGCGAAAGUCCGAAGAACCAGCAGCACCCGUUAGCAGCAAAGUAAAACGUACAGCAGAGGUAGAACAGGACGGCGGCAUUUCCGCAGUUGGCUCUACAGGAUUUGACCGCGGCUUGGAGGCCGAAAAGAUUCUGGGAGCCUCUGACAACAAUGGGCGCCUGACAUUCCUCAUUCAGUUCAAAGGCGUAGAUCAGGCUGAAAUGGUGCCCUCUUCAGUGGCCAAUGUAAAAAUCCCGCAGAUGGUGAUCCACUUUUACGAGGAGCGCCUGUCCUGGUACUCGGAUAAUGAGGAUUAAAACUGUCGGCUGAACGACAGCGGAAAUGAGCGCUCAUAUAUCUAACGAAAAAAAAAACACUUAGAAUUAUUUCUAGCCUACCUGCAGACGUUUACAAAACUCCCCUACAACUCAUGAAACGUCGGACAACAUUUUUAUAUGUAACCGUCAAGCACUAAUAUUUGUAUUUAUGAUGUUUUCAAUGAAUAAACAAAAACUAUGUUCUGCCGCA